AUGGCGAAAUUAGAGGGCUUUCAAGGACUUCCAAUUCCAUCUCUACCAGGGAUUCCAAAUGGACAACAUAAACGCAACAAUUUAUGGGGUUUCAUUUUCUUCCCUAAUUUCCUUUUCAAUCAAAAUCGACAGAGGAAAUUAAUGGGUUUCAAUCGUUUGCUGAAUGGUGCCGAUGAGGCUUUGAUUAGUGCUUUUCUUUUGUUACUGAGAGCCAAAGGAGAGACUUUCGAGGAAAUUAUGGGGCUUGCGAGGGCGAUGAUCAAGCAUAGUUUAGAAGUAGAGGGCUUACUUGAUGCAGUGGGCAUUGUUGGAACAGGUGGUGAUGGAGCAAACACAGUUAACAUUUCGACUGGAGCUUCAAUACUUGCUGCAGCUUGUGGUGCCAAAAUUGCAAAGCAAGGAAAUCGUUCAAGUUCUUCGGCAUGUGGAAGUGUCGAUGUAUUAGAAGAGUUGGGGAUAGUUAUCGACCUGGAACUUGAGGUUGGUGCUGUAAAUUUCUGUUUUAGAUGAAUAAGCUGGUAGAUUAAUAAGAUGCUAAACCAAUUUCAAAUUUGUCAAUGUCU
Messenger RNA from Humulus lupulus (European hop), 563 nucleotides. RefSeq names its product anthranilate phosphoribosyltransferase, chloroplastic-like. The transcript is spliced from 4 exons. Gene Ontology annotation, molecular function: anthranilate phosphoribosyltransferase activity. The record is from RefSeq and is a predicted model, not a curated record. Gene Ontology annotation, biological process: L-tryptophan biosynthetic process. NCBI's taxonomy places the organism in Eukaryota, Viridiplantae, Streptophyta, Magnoliopsida, Rosales, Cannabaceae. Bases 1 to 510 code for a protein of 169 amino acids. Gene Ontology annotation, cellular component: cytosol.